AUGUCUUUGUAUACACUGUCAGGGCACCAAGUAUGGGAACAGUCGCCCAGGGACCAAAGGCAGCCUGCCGAACAGGUCGGUUAUCCGGGUUGCAAUCAGCACGACAUUCCACGACCUGAACAUGAUCCAGUCGAGCAAGAAGAUCUUGUGGCACGGUUUGCCAGGCAGAUGAACAUGGCAGCCCCAACGCCAUCCGGGGCACCUUCGCAGGUCCCAUCACCAAUUCUCUACAGCAUUACACAGCACUACCAUCAUUCCUCGCAUGUAGUUCGACGGGAGACACCUGAUGGCGCCCCGAAGGAGCACUUAAUGCUCACUGAAACGACCAGUCUGGACAGGAUACUGAUGAAUAAUAAUGUCAAUCCAUCAUCUCUUUCACCAAUGCAACGCCUGCUUUUCGAAUAUGCUAUUCCAGAGCAACGCUCCCGAUUAAUUCAAAUGUGGCAGAUAUAUCCCGCAAAUUGCACCCCAAGCAUUGCUGAAGCCAUGGCGGGAGGCCAGACCCAAGGCUUGGAAACUCCAUUUGCUAGGACUACGCCUAACCAUACACCGCAAUCACAUCACCUCUAUGACGAUGAGAUUUGUGAUCAGCCCCCGGGCGAAAAUAACGAUGAUGGUCAUCAUUAUGCCGAGCCCUAUAUGGUUUCUGGCUAUGAAGAUUAUGCCCAGAAAGACCAUGAGUUCUCUGCUAAUGCAAUCAUGUCAUUAACGGUUGAGCCUACUACUGGAACACCAUACAAGAUCGCAAAUGAUCCUGUCUACGGUAUGGGGGGGGGGGGGGGGGGGGGGGCCAAAGGGGGGUAUGAAUUACGAGUGAGCCGGCCUGGGGUUGGUUGGGUAAAAUGGAUUAAAAUUUUGGACAAAAUGUCAAAAAAAAGCAGGGGCCCACA
This is a messenger RNA of Aspergillus affinis, 890 nucleotides long. RefSeq lists its product as uncharacterized. The transcript is spliced from 2 exons. Lineage: Eukaryota; Fungi; Ascomycota; Eurotiomycetes; Eurotiales; Aspergillaceae. The record is from RefSeq and is a predicted model, not a curated record. The annotation marks the transcript as partial.